Molecule: messenger RNA, 10121 nt
Organism: Mugil cephalus (flathead mullet)
Lineage: Eukaryota; Metazoa; Chordata; Actinopteri; Mugiliformes; Mugilidae
Gene: brca2
Product: BRCA2 DNA repair associated
Exons: 27
Coding region: 199-9987 (3262 amino acids)
Biological process (GO): regulation of DNA-templated transcription; double-strand break repair via homologous recombination
Cellular component (GO): nucleus
Source: RefSeq, a predicted model, not a curated record
GCACGCACCAACUAGCUAGCUAGCAGACUGACCCGCUGUGAAUAAAUAACUUACUUAUAUGUUGUUUUACCCAAUGGUUUUGCAAUCCGUCUAAAGCAUCUCGUCAACGUUUUUAUCCAUGGUUUCAUCGCGGCGUGAAAGUCCAAACUCUUGCCAGGUAUGCCACGUAGCAAACUAUAAGAGUUACGCAAGUCUGGAAUGGAUUCAGCCUCAAAGCAAAUGUACGACGCAUUCAAAGAUGAUAUAUUGAAAGAAUUGGGACCACUGGAUCCCAACUGGUUUGAGGUACUGACAGCUCAAGCUAAUGAAGAAAAUGUCUCGGACCAAGAUGAGCUGUGUGCAAACCAAGAGGGAUAUUUUACAAGACAUUUAGACAAAACUGCAGUAGACAGUCAGCUGUUCUCAACCCCCAAAGUUUUCAGAUGCAGGCGAAUUGUGUCAGAUGAAACGGAUGAUGAGCAUUCGUUCACUGCUGAACAAGAAAAAGGACCAUUACCAUGGGCAGCAACAAGUCCAAAUUUGUUUCACACGUCUAAACAGAGAGUCCCAGUUGACACAUUCAAUGGUAUCCAGCCUCAGGACACUUUUGGUCUAAUUCACACUCCACAUAAAUCCACAAUCAGCUAUGCCAACCGUAUUUCUGAAAGUCUUGGUGCACAGAUCAAUCCUGAUUAUUCAUGGACCAGUUCGUUGAAUACCCCACCAGAGUCAUCCACUCUGAUUCUAUCUAAAAAUGAAGAGAGUUCUUGUCCGGAGACUGUUGCUGGAGACAAAGAUGUUGUUUUGGCGUGGAAGCUUUUCCCUUCUCUUUCAAAAACAUCUACAGUUGGAAAUGAACUGGCCAAAAACAGUGAUAUGCCUUCUGUUUGCGAAGGUGCUGCUUCCCCCGAGGCUUCAUUAAAAAAGACUGAUGGCAUUUGGCGACAGAAGCUGCCAGAUGCUAUUGAGGAUGAAGAAAUUCGCACCACAGUAGCAAGUGUCCUGGAUGGAGCCGAAAAUGCUCUCUCACUGUUUUUUGCCAACAGUAGUUCAUCACUGAGAAAAGUGAAACUCGACAGAGCCAAGCGGAAGCAAAUCACUCAGACAAACGUAAAUGGCUGUGGUUCUCCAGACAUCUCAACAACAAACCACACCAGUGAAGAAAGAACACACCACCAGGAACCUGGCAGCAUUCCCUCAUCACCAUUGGUAAAAACUGGAGACACAGGACUGAGUCAGUGGUCCCCAUUGACUUUAUCUCAAAUGCCACCUUCUGUGGAUGGUGAUAUUUUAACACAGCGGCUGAAGAACUCAGAUUCUGGGCAGUCUGUCAGACCACUCAUAAAAGUCACAGACUCUGGAGUUAUUACAAAAAAGAGAAAAUUUGUUUACACCGUUGGGACUUUGCAACCGUCACACAAGAUGGACUCAUCACCAGGGAUUCCAAAUUCUGGACAAGAUGUGAGUGUCAAGCAGUUGGGGAAAGGCCCAGAUGAAGCAGUCUAUUGCCCUGUUGGGAAUACAGCAAUCCAAGUAAAUCUCCCUGGUGAAAAUCUGCAUUCCUCCGUUCAAGCAAAAAUCCAGGAUCUUGAUAUUUCACAGCUUGGCAGAGAUUUUGCACAAGACUUCAGCCAAAUGGCAGAACCUUGUAAACAGAGUAAAGCAGCAGAGGAUACACAAAGGGAUCAUUUCUGUCCAUCGACUUGUCUGUCUGCCAUGAAACAAGCCAAGCAAAAGGCAAUGCAAGCAACCCUUCGCUAUGAUUCUGAUGGCAUCAGAAAACCUGUUUUUACCACCAAUCAAAAUUUCUCCAUCAAUGAUGGCGCCACAGGUGACAGUGGAUUCCAGUCUGGUGUGGCAGACAACACCCAUAUGAGCGCAUCUUCAUUUGUUCUUCCUUGCUCAGAGGACAUUGGUCAAAGUCAACCGUCUUUCCCAUCUGCAAAGAAAGAAAAAAGAAAAGUGCAUUUUGGUGCUGAAUCUAAAACCACAAUUUCUAGUGGACAGAGCUCCCGCCUUGAGAAAAGGGAGACACUGGGCUCUGGAGGAGAGAGUGAGCUGCACUUAGAGGGCACAUCAGCGCAACUACCAACGAGUUCAGAAGGAUCUGUCGAUAACAUUAAUUGCAUUCCACUAAAUGGCCAGGUCUGUGGCAGUCUGCCAGAGAAAGCUGCAGUUUCUCUUCCUUCCCUCCAUACAUCAGGGUUCAAAACAGCUUCAAAUAAGGGAAUACAGAUUUCCUCUGCCAACCUGGAGAGAGCCAAGAAUCUCUUUGAAGAGACUGAGGGUGAAAGGACUUUUACUGAUCAUCAAAUCAAAUCAGACCGUGCUGCUGAACAUACAAAUAAAACAAGUAAUGCAUCAGUGAAAAGUACAACCUCUAACUCGAAUCAGCAACUGCCUUUAACAGAAACAUUUGGGGAUAACACUUGCCAAUUAACAGCUUCACAAAUGGCUGAUGUGACAGAACUGUGCACUCUGUUGGAAGAGGCAGAUAGCCAAUUUGAAUUUACACAGUUCAAAACUGAAAAGCCAAAAAAGCAUAGUCAAGAUGAUGCCGCCACUCCACAGAACACUGACAAGGAACUUGACCCGGAUUUUCUUAAGGGUAUAGAUUUUGAUGACAGCUUCAACUCAGAUGCUGAAAAGCACAUGGCAAAAACUGUGAUGCCUGACCAAAUGACCUCUGUUUUAAUUGAUAAGAGAAAUAGUAGAGGAGCAGAUGCUUCAAGUAAAGCCACAGGUAUGUCAAUGUCAAGUACAGUGACAAAAGAAAAUUCCUCUGUUGGCGAGGCAACGUCCUCUUCAGAGCACAUUACUGAAGGCAGUCUUAUGUCAACUGAACCACAAAGUCUUGACAAAACUGAACACACUGAAACAAACAAGCUGGAGAAUCCUUUGAUGCGUGCUGUAGCAUUUAAGACUGCAGGAGGAAAUGCUUUGAGAGUUUCAAAAGCAUGCCUGAGCAAAGCUAGAGCUUUAUUUGCAGAUUUAGAGGAGAACCUGACAGAUCAGAAAUCAACAGACCAGCAAAUCGAUGAAAAUGGUGCCAAAAUCAAGCAUAAGAAGAGCAUUCAACCUGCGGCAGAAUGUAUGAAUGGAGGCAUCAAGUUCGAACAUGCUGGACAGGUGUCACAUCACUCUAAGAAACCACCCGUAGAUGAUGUGAAAAUGAAUGGUAUAGGUUAUAAUGGUGCACCGGCUUUAAAAAAUGAACCAUCUCCCCAUGGAAACCAGUUUUCCUCUUCAAAGCAAUUUUCUUCCAUGCUGUGCAACACAUCAAAGAAUAUUGAUUCCUCUUCUGUCAGUAGUUUGAGCAGUGGCAAUGGAUUCUGUACAGCCAGCGGGAAGAAAGUAUCUGUGUCAGCUGAUGCAAUCAAAAAGGCUGAAAGUCUGUUGAACGAGGUUCAUAUACUUGAGGACACAAACAAACAACUGAGUCAAAAAGCAUUAAGAACAGAACAGCUCAGUGUUAAUAUUUGUGCUCCACCACCAAAAUGCUCUGGCUUACAUAUAGCCAGGGGAAAAGGAGUUGGCUUUUCUUCUGCACCUCUCAAGAAAACUCCAGUUCAGCAUCCACCGUCCAGUAAUGUUGGGUUUCUUUCAGCCAGUGGUAAAAAAGUAGCACUUUCAUCGGACGCCCUUCAGAAAGCAAAAACUCUCUUCAGUGAUAUCAGUUUAAGCGACGCGAUGCCACACCUUUCACACCCAAGUGUGAAAUACAAUGACAAGAAGCAAGACAAAGCUGAAGAUGCCAAGAAAAUAAAUUCUAGUAUCACAACUGCAGGUGGAGAAAAUGUCCACAUGCCACGGAAAAGUCUUUGUAAAACAAAACAUCUUCUGAAAGGAUUUGAUGAAUCUGUUUCAACAGAAGCAAUGCAAGAGGGAGAUGCUUUGUUUAAAGCCUGUGAUAUGGACAUGAAUGAUGGACUAAUGAGUAAAAAUGGCAACAAGAGUGUAAACUUCUCAAAACUGAAACCAGAUCAGAGCUUCACAGUUAGCGGUCCAGAAAAUACUGGGAAUGGAUCCACUCUGGACACAAGCAGCAAACAAGUGAAACAAACAGAAGAUACUUUGCCACCGCAGAAAGAUGGAUUUCAGACUGCCAGUGGAAAAGGAGUUGUUAUUUCAUCCGAAGCUCUAAAGAAAGCCAAAACUCUGUUUAGUGAAUGUGAAAGAGCUGAGGGUGAAUUUCAUAUAACGGCAUCACAUUCCAAGACUCACAUUCACGGUCCACCACCCAGAAAGGGUGGAUUCCUUGCAGCGAGUGGUAAACCUAUGACACUAUCAUCAGAGGCCCUUCUGAAGGCAAACGCUAUUUUUAGCGACAUCAGUUUAACUGAAGAAAUCCCAGCUGUCUUGCACACAAGGAAUGGGGAUGAGAAACAAAACAACACUGAAGAUACCGAUAAAAUCCACUGUGGUUUCACAACUGCGGGAGGAGCAAACGUCCAUGUGUCACAGAAAAAUGUUUUGAAAGCAAAACAUCUUCUGAAAGAAUGUGAUGAUUCUAUUUCAACAAAGGCGAUGCAAGAGACAGAUGCUUUCUUCAAAGACUGUGACGUGGAUGGUAGUAAUGGACCGAUGAGUAGAAGUGACAACAAGAAGAAAAGCUUUUUAAAUCUGAAACCCAAUGAAAAAGACUCAGUAAACAUUUCAGUGGAGCCUGGACAUAAAUGCACUGACAAUCCAAGCAAAGAAGAGAAGCAAAGGGAAGAUACUCUGCCACCACAGAAAGGUGGAUUUCAGACUGCCAGCGGAAAAGGAGUUGUCAUUUCGUCUGAAGCUCUGAAGAAAGCAAAAUCCCUUUUGAGUGAAUGUAAUGAAGUAGGGGGGGAAAGUAGUGUACAACCAUCACUUUUAAAGGCUUCGGUUCAUGCACCACUGGCAAGGAAUGGUGGAUUUCUUUCUGCCAGUGGUAAGAAAGUGACACUUUCGUCAGAGGCCCUUCAGAAAGCUAAAUCUCUCUUCGGUGACAUCAGUCUUGGUGCAGAAAUGUCAGACGUUUCACACACAAGGCACGGUGACAAGAAAAAAGACAAUGGCGAGAACACAGAGAAAAUGCAUUGUGAUUUAACAACUGCAGAACGAGAAAAAGUCCACGUGUCGCCGAGAAAUCUUUCUAAAGCAAAUUCUCUCCUUAAAGAACUUGAUAAUUCUGUUUCAACAGAAAUGAUGCAAGAGGCAGAUGCUUUCUUCAAAGGCUGUGAUAUGGACAUUGACAAACGCCAAAUAAGUGCAAGUGUCGGCGAGAAGAAACCAGAUAUAAGCAUGCGAGAAAUAACUUCUGAGGAGGCUGGAAAUGAUUGCACUGCUCAGGACACAAGCAAACAAGGGAAACAAAGAGAAGACACGUUGCCGCCACAGAGAAGUGGAUUUCAGACUGCCAGCGGAAAAGGAGUAGCUAUUUCAUCUGAAGCUCUGAAGAAGGCAAAAUCCCUGUUUAGUGAAUGUGAUGAGGCAGAUGAUAAGAUCUGUGUAAACCAAUCACAUUUAAAAACUCCAGUUCAUCAUCCACCAACCAAGAAUGGUAGAUUUCUUUCAGCCAGUGGUAAGAAAGUGUCACUUUCAUCCGAGGCCCUUCAGAAAGCAAAAUCUCUGUUCAGUGACAUCAGUUUUGCUGCAGAAAUCCCGGGGAAUGGUGACAGGAAACAAAACGGUAGCGAAGACACAGACAAAACGCAUUGUGGUUUCACAACUGCAGGAGGAGAAAAAGUCAGAGUGUCCCAGAAAAAUCUUUUGAAAGCAAAUCACCUUCUGAAAGACUUUGAUGAAUCUCUUUCAUCACAAAUAAUGAAAGAGGCAGAUGCAUUCUUCACAGACUGUGAUAUGAACAAUACCAAUGGACCUGUGAGUAGAAGUGGCAGUGAGAUGAAAAACUUUUCAAAGCUGAAACCAGAUGAAAGUGUGUCUAUAAGCAUUUCUGAUAAUCCUGGAAAGGGAUGCACUGAUGAGGCCACAGGCAAACUAGAAAAAGAAAGUGAGGACUCUUUGCCACCACAGAGAGGUGGAUUUCAGACUGCUAGUGGAAAAGGAGUUUGUAUUUCAACUGAAGCUCUGAAGAAAGCUAAAUCCCUGCUGAGUGAAAGUGAUGAGGUGGGGGAUAAAAUUGGCACAAAACAGUCACAUUUCAAAACUCCUGUUCAUCGUCCAUUUCUUUCAGCCAGCGGCAAACCUUCAGUUCUUUCACCCGAGGCCUUAGAGAAGGCAAAAACUCUCUUCAGUGACGUGAGUGUGAUCACAAAUGUCCCAACUGUCUCAAACACAACGGAGAGUGACAAAGAUCACAAAGAUGCUCAAAGCAAUAUGGAAAAAAUGCAUUGUGGCUUCAAAACUGCAGGGGGAGCAAAAGUCCAUGUGUCAGAGAAAAGUCUCCUGAAAGCAAACAACCUAUUAAAAGAACUUGAUGAUGGGGAGAGUCAUGGUUCAAACUCAUGUUCAGUGAACCCACCUGACAACCGUAAGUUUGAUCCAUCUAAAGACAAGACGGAUGCAUUUCGAGAGGACAACCUUCACGACGGCCUUGAACAGAAAACGCCAAGUGUGUUGGACGGAGACAUUAAUCAGACAGGCAGCAACGAGGGACCUAAAGUUAUGAGAGCAGAUGAGUCUUCGGUUCUAAACUUUCAGUCACUUGAUCUCACCGGCUGCACAGAAACUCAGCAGAGGUUUCUCGCACAGGAAGCUCUGGACUGCACUAAAGCCUUGUUAGAAGAUGAAGCCGAGCAAAGUCUUUCGCUGACUUCAGAAACUGGACCACAGCAAGACGACUUAAAAUCCAGAGGUCGAUCUGCAGAGGAAGAAAGGGGAAGAGGGAAAAGAUCCAUGGAAGACGCAGAUAUGACUGGUGAGCCUCCUCUGAAAAAACGAUUGGAAGAAUAUGACAGGACCAUCGUUCAUGGCCCAAGAAGUUCAGUACUUCACCCAGUAAAAAGUUGUCCAGAUGGUGUGAGGAAAGACAGAGUUUUCAAGUACAGCACUGCUCUUCAGCCAAACAUCACAAAGCCACUUGGGAGUGGGAGAAACUUUAUUGAAACACGAUUCCAGGAUCCAGCAAACAAAGGAGACAGCAGAUUGGCACAAUCCAAGAAGCCAGCAUUCGUUCCUCCAUUCAUCAGAAGUGCAAACACAGAGGCCAAUACAACACUCAAGGACAACAUAAGAACACCUCCUGCAUUUACUCCUCCAUUCAAAAGACAAAGAAGCAUUGUUCAGGAGAGCUCCUCUAAACCUCAGAAGAAGGAGGAGGAUGUCUUUGUAAUUCCUUAUGUACCGCCCACUAAAAAAACACAAGGCAGCACAGAUGAACCUGUCGUUGUUGACAGUACAAGUAGUACAAGUAGUAAUGUGACAGAUAAUCAAAGCCUUUCUAUUGGCUGUGUCAGUUCUGGUGCGAAGGAAUCAAAUGAGGAUGACACACUUUCCAGAAGCCAAGACAUACAUCAGAGUCUUGAGAGUAUUGAGUUGGCACAAGACAUGCAGGCCAUGAGGCUCAGGAAAAAGAAGCGCCAGAACAUUCGCCCUCAACCAGGAAGCUUGUUUCUGACCAAAACUUCGGGAGUGGAGAGGAUCCCGUUGAAAGUGGCAGUCAGUGGAAAAGCCCCAGCAAGAUACACCCAAAAACAGCUGUAUGAGUAUGGAGUCCAGAAGCACGUUUCUGACAUCACAAGUGAGACAGCGGAAUCGUUUCGCUUCAGUUUGCUCAAGUUCAUGAAAGAGGAAACAUUUAUAGACCGAGGUGGUGUUCAGCUUGCUGAUGGAGGAUGGCUGAUCCCCAGCAAUGAUGGAACUGCAGGGAAAGAGGAGUUCUAUAGAGCACUAUGUGACACCCCGGGUGUGGAUCCGAAACUGAUAAGUGAGGCGUGGGUGUACAAUCACUACCGAUGGAUUGUGUGGAAGAAAGCCUCCAUGGAGAAAUCCUUUCCGGAAACGAUGGCCAGCCUUUGUCUCACCCCAGAGCAGGUUCUACUUCAGCUGAAGUACAGGUAUGAUGUAGAAGUGGACCACAGCCGUAGGCCAGCUCUGAGAAAAAUCAUGGAAAAGGACGACACAUCCGCCAAAACCCUGGUCCUCUGCGUCGCCGAGAUCAUCUCCAGGGGUCAAUAUCCCAAUAAACAGAGUCGUAAUGAAACCGUCGCUCCGGAAGGCACCGAUGCCAAGGUUGAAAAUCCGUCUGGAGUCGUUUGGCUGACGGAUGGUUGGUAUGCCAUUAAAGCCCAGCUGGAUGAACCUUUGACAGCGAUGCUUCGCAAGGGACGACUGGCUGUCGGCGGCAAGUUGAUCAUCCACGGGGCUCAGCUGGUGGGAUCACAAGAUGCUUGCCCCCCUCUGGAGGCACCUGAAUCUCUCAUGUUAAAGAUCUGUGCCAAUAGCAGCAGACCAGCGCGAUGGGAUGCUAAGCUGGGGUUUCACAAAGAUCCACGGCCGUUCCUGCUCCCAGUCUCCUCUUUCUAUAGCAAUGGGGGACCAGUAGGAUGCGUUGACAUUGUCGUACUGAGAAGCUACCCCAUACAGUGGAUGGAGAGGAAACCAGAUGGAGGUGUCGUGUUCCGUUCUGUUCGUGCGGAAGAGAAGGAGGCGAGACGAUACGACAGCCAUAAACAAAAAGCUAUGGAGAUCCUGUUUGCCAAGAUUCAAGCUCAGUUUGAAGCUGAGAAAGGUAAUGUAAAGCCCCAACGCAGAAGACAAAUGCUCAGUCAUCAGGAUAUUGCAAGUCUCCAGGAUGGAGAGGAAUUGUAUGAAGCAGUGGGAGAUGACCCAGCUUACCUCGAGGCUCACUUGAGUGAGCAACAGUUGGAGACUCUUCAUACUUAUAGGCGCUCUCUGAUGGAAAAGAAGCAGACGGAAUUACAAGAUCGAUAUCGACGGGCUCUUGAAGGAGAGGAUAACGAAAAGAACUGUCCCAGACGAGAUGUUACACCCGUGUGGAGGCUUUGUGUCGCUGAUUCCACGGACCAAGAUGGCAAUGUUUACCAGUUGAAUCUGUGGCGACCGUCCUCUGACCUUCAGUCUCUACUGAAAGAAGGCUGUCGCUACAAAGUCUAUAACCUCACCACUUCUGAAGGAAAGAAACGCAGCACCGUUGAAAGCGUUCAGCUCACUGGGACAAAGAAAACACAGUUUCUGGACCUACAGGUUUCCCAGGAGUGGUUGUCGGCACAUUUCCAACCAAGAGUCUCCACAAAUUUUGUGAAUCUUCAAAACCCAGAAUACCAGCCGCUAUGUGGAGAGGUUGACCUCACAGGAUGUGUCAUUAGUAUCGUAGAUGAACGGGGUUCUUCUCCCGCGUUCUUUUUGGCCGACGCGGAUCUGAACUUUGUGAAAGUGCGCUGUUUCAGCAGUUUGUCUCAGGCUGGCCUGGAAGAUGUGCUGAAACCACGUGUCCUCUUGGCUCUGAGCAACCUGCAGCUGAGAGGCCAGUCCAUGCAUCCCACUCCGGUCGUCUAUGCUGGAGAUCUCACCGUCUUCUCUACGAACCCCAAAGAAGCGCACCUGCAGGAAUCCCUCACCCAAAUCAAGAACCUGGUCCAGAGUCAAGAAAACUUCUUUCUGACUGCGGAGGAGAAGCUUUCACAUUUGCUGAGACCUGAUGGCCUGAGCUCCGUCUCUUCUCCAGCUCUGCAGCCACAAAGCCCUGCUUCCUCAACAGCUGCUGUUUAUCAGAAACCAAUCAGAAGCGUUGGAGCUCUAACACCUGUCAGCAGGAACGUUCCUGCAAAAACAUCUUCGGCAGAAAAAGAUCCCAGAAGCCUGAAAAGAAGGAGAGCUCUGGCUUUUCUGUCUCGUGUUCCGUCUCCGCCGCGUCUCUCCCAUCUGGGCCCAGUGGUUUCUCCUUCUGUGAAAAAGACUUUCAACCCCCCUCGGAGAUCUGGAGCACCUAGCACUUUAAAAACUGCACAGAUCACACCUCACAAACCCGUUGACUCCUUGGGGGAGGGUGAAUGGGUGAAUGACGAAGAGCUGGCAAUGAUCGAUACGCAGGCAUUGCGUGUCGGCGAUGGAAAGUAGAUGCAUACGACUGUAUUGUGACAAGCACACUUCCUCUUAAAAAAAAGAACUGUACAAAUGUUUUAUGUAAAUGCUGUGUACAUAUUUUGUGGUUGUGUUGGUUGUUUCACUGGAAUCAUUAAAGUGUUGAAUUU